Microthlaspi erraticum is the source of this 408-nucleotide messenger RNA. NCBI's taxonomy places the organism in Eukaryota, Viridiplantae, Streptophyta, Magnoliopsida, Brassicales, Brassicaceae. The record is from the annotation of a GenBank genome assembly.
AUGACCCAGUUUACAUUAAUUCCAAAUCAUAAUCUAAUACCUUCAAUUACCGUCUUUGAGUAUAAAAACCUCCACCCACAUCCCCUUUCUCUCAUCUCCGCAUUUGUUUGGCCUCCCUCGCCAACCGUCGCUAUCGUUCACGGCAAGUCUCUCGAUUCCUCCUCCCUCGCACCUCUCUCAUUCCCGGCGUCAAUGUCUUCCAUUCUCAGAUGCUGUUGGAAUUCUAGCAAAGCUAUCAGAUUGUGUAUUGCAGCAAAAGGCGGUAACAUUCAUGGCUACGAUGUUUUCGUUCCCGAGAACAACACCCUCUUCUACUCUCGGAGUGAGUUUAUGUUUGAUCCGGUGAAAUGGCCGAGAAACCAAGUGAUGAAGAUUUUCGUCGCAUUGCGGAAACAUACGGUGCCAUGA